Molecule: messenger RNA, 2001 nt
Organism: Jatropha curcas
Lineage: Eukaryota; Viridiplantae; Streptophyta; Magnoliopsida; Malpighiales; Euphorbiaceae
Gene: DXR
Product: 1-deoxy-D-xylulose 5-phosphate reductoisomerase
Biological process (GO): isoprenoid biosynthetic process
Molecular function (GO): NADPH binding; protein binding; manganese ion binding
Source: RefSeq, a predicted model, not a curated record
CACUGAGUCCACGAAGAUGAGCUCAUUGGACAAUCUGUCCCACUCACUGUCAUCCAGUCUAAUUCCGGUAUUCCACGGUCAAUUAUAUCCCCCUCCCCUCCUCUUACCUCCUCAACACACAAACAGACAAAGCGAACAAAAAAUAAUAAAAUCAAAAUCAAAAUCCCGCAAUUCACAAAGCCACACGCCUACCGUAUAAAUUUCUAACAUUUUCGUUUCAUUUAUCCCCAGCCUCAGGCCACACAUAUCGUAUUCCAACUCUCUCUCUCUCUCCUGAAAUUCGAGUUGGUAGAACUUUUGAAUUUGAUUGGUUAAUUUCAUGGCUCUUAAUUUGCUUUCUCCGGCUGAAAUCAAAGCCAUUUCCUUCUUAGAUUCCACCAAGUCCAACCAGCUACCCAAGCUUCCAGGUAGUUUCAGUUUGAAGAGAAAGGAUUUGGGAAGGAAAGUGCAAUGUUCGGCUCAGCCUCCUCCACCAGCCUGGCCUGGGAGAGCUUUUCCAGAGCCAGGCCGUAAGACUUGGGAUGGUCCGAAGCCUAUUUCAAUUGUUGGAUCCACUGGCUCAAUUGGUACUCAGACAUUGGAUAUAGUGGCAGAGAAUCCUAAUAAAUUUAAAGUGGUGGCGCUUGCGGCUGGUUCAAAUGUUACUCUUCUUGCUGAUCAGGUGAAAACUUUCAAACCGCAACUUGUUGCAGUUAGGAAUGAGUCAUUAGUUGAUGAGCUCAAAGAGGCUUUAGCUGAUGUUGAAGAAAAGCCUGAGAUUAUUCCUGGGGAGCAGGGAAUUGUUGAGGUUGCUCGCCAUCCAGAUGCUGUCAGUGUUGUUACGGGAAUAGUAGGUUGUGCAGGCUUAAAGCCUACCGUGGCUGCAAUAGAAGCUGGAAAAGACAUAUGCUUGGCCAAUAAAGAGACUUUAAUUGCUGGAGGUCCUUUUGUCCUACCUCUUGCUCACAAAUAUAACGUAAAAAUUCUUCCAGCUGAUUCAGAACAUUCUGCUAUAUUUCAGUGUAUUCAGGGCCUACCUGAAGGUGCAUUGCGGCGCAUUAUUUUAACUGCUUCUGGUGGGGCUUUCAGGGAUUUGCCUGUUGAAAAAUUGAAAGAUGUUAAGGUAGCUGAUGCUUUGAAGCAUCCUAACUGGAACAUGGGGAAAAAGAUUACUGUAGACUCAGCUACCCUUUUCAAUAAGGGUUUAGAAGUUAUUGAAGCCCAUUAUUUGUUUGGAGCUGACUAUGAUAAUAUUGAGAUAGUAAUUCAUCCACAAUCUAUAAUACAUUCAAUGGUUGAAACAGAGGAUUCUUCUGUUCUUGCACAGUUGGGGUGGCCCGAUAUGCGCUUACCAAUUCUAUACACCAUGUCAUGGCCAGACAGAAUUUCCUGCUCUGAAAUAACCUGGCCUCGCCUUGAUCUUUGCAAGCAAGGGUCUCUAACAUUUAAAGCUCCUGACAAUGUAAAAUACCCAUCUAUGGAUCUUGCCUAUGCUGCUGGAAGGGCAGGAGGCACCAUGACAGGAGUUCUUAGUGCAGCUAAUGAGAAAGCUGUGGAGAUGUUCAUCGAUGAAAAGAUAAGCUAUCUUGACAUUUUCAAGAUUGUGGAGCUAACUUGCAAUAAGCAUCGGGCAGAAUUGGUGAGCUCACCUUCUUUAGAGGAAAUUAUACAUUAUGACUUGUGGGCGCGAGACUAUGCUGCUAAUUUGCAACCCUCUUCUGGUUUAAGUCCUGUUCUUGCAUGAUCAACCACUUGACAAGCCAUGGUAGUAAGUUUUUGUUUCUUUAACUGGAGGGUUGAUGUUAUACUCAUGUUGGAAACCGGCAUUGUUGGUGGGGUUUAUGGGGGGCGUCUUGCAGAUGUAUUAUAUAGCUUGUCAAGAUGGCAACCGAAAUGUGUUAUCCUUGAGAUGCUAAAUGAAUUUUCAAGGUCAUGAAUGGGAAGAUUUGAUUUUGGAAAAAGAAAAUGAAUACGAAAUUGCAUUUUGUAUUGAAAAAAUAAAAAUUGUUCAUUUUGGUUUCA